This is a messenger RNA of Haliotis rufescens (red abalone), 927 nucleotides long. RefSeq lists its product as uncharacterized. Bases 1 to 927 code for a protein of 308 amino acids. The transcript has a single exon. The record is from RefSeq and is a predicted model, not a curated record. NCBI's taxonomy places the organism in Eukaryota, Metazoa, Mollusca, Gastropoda, Lepetellida, Haliotidae.
AUGCCACCUUAUCAAACGAGCAUCAGUCAACAUUACAAUGUACGCCCCUUUACAUCUAUCACUGACGGUAGUCCUGUGGAAUUUCUUACCUCUAAUGGUGGAAGUGACUACAUAGAUCUGGGACGAACUCGUUUACAUGUCACAUUGAGAGUCACUCAUGAAGAUGGAAGCAUGCUGACUGAUAAAGAACAUGUAGGUCCAGUCAACCUGUUCAAGCAAUCUCUCUGGUCUCAAGUGGCUGUGUAUCUGCAAGGUCAGUUAGUCAGUUCUAACAAUGGUGGCUAUCCCUACAAAGCGUUCAUCCAAACGUUGCUUGGAUACGGUGCUGAAGCCAAAGACAAUCAACUCCAAUCGCAACUGUUUAACAAAGAUAAAGGUGAGACUACUGCUGACUUUGAUUCUAAAGAUCCAUUGGGUGGAGGAAAUGUGCCACAAUUUGCCCUUAUGUCUGGAGCUCCUGGAACAGAGUACAAAAUUGAACUGCAAGACGUUUACCUGAAAGUAUAUAAGCUGAAAAUGGAUAACGCACUUGUUCUUGUGCACGCAAAACAGUUUGAAAACACCAAUGCUCUGUAUCCUUACAUGAAAACUGACAUUCCUCAAGCCAGUAUCAGUGCAUCGCAGAUGACUUACACCUUUGACAACUUGUUUUUGGACCAAUGCCCAUCCCGUCUUGUUGGAUUUGUCAGUGGUGAAGGUGUGAAUGGGUCAUAUACCAAACACACGUUCAACUUCCAAGGAUCCAACAUUAAAACAGUGGGGUUGUAUCUGGAUGGUGUCAGUGUCCCAGGACGCCCUGUGGAGGCAGACGACAUCGAAACCUAUGUCAACUUGUUCGAGGCUACCAACAUAUGGAGAGAGGACAAGGGCAACUUUAUUCAAAAACAGAGUUUCAGUUUAUCAACACCCUAUUCGUCUUCAAAUUAG